AUGCCUUUCGCUUUGGCAGUUCAACUACUCUGCGGCAUUUGGGAAAGUGACUACAACUCAACGAAAUCGAACGAAGCAAAUACGUUGGAAGCUCAAUCUGGUUUUGAUGUAUGCUUACCGAGAAGCCUCUGUACAUCGAGCCCCCUGCAGUCCCCAACCAGCGUGCACAAAGAAAGUCAGUGGUCCAAAGAGGGACUGAUGUUCCACGGAAAGGAGGUCAAGCUUACUGGCCGCCCAGACUAUACAGUCUGGUAUGGAGAUGACGAUGACCUAGCGGUGAAUAUCGUGAUGAUGGAAGUAAAGGCGACGGAUCUGGCCCUAACUGGUGUUCCGCAGGCCCUAGGGCAUGGUUCAUCAGAACGCAAGAAAUGCAGCAAGGCGGACUGCCAAGUCUAUGGACUUGCUGGCGACGACAAAACUUUCUCUUGUUUGAAAAUCAAUAAUCAAUCUCCAAAGGCGUUCGGGUGGCCCUAG
Penicillium odoratum is the source of this 474-nucleotide messenger RNA. RefSeq lists its product as uncharacterized. The transcript is spliced from 2 exons. The coding region runs from base 1 to 474 and encodes 157 amino acids. NCBI's taxonomy places the organism in Eukaryota, Fungi, Ascomycota, Eurotiomycetes, Eurotiales, Aspergillaceae. The record is from RefSeq and is a predicted model, not a curated record.